Messenger RNA from Cervus elaphus (red deer), 3810 nucleotides. RefSeq names its product bone morphogenetic protein 5 (gene BMP5). The record is from RefSeq and is a predicted model, not a curated record. The coding region runs from base 755 to 2119 and encodes 454 amino acids. Gene Ontology annotation, biological process: SMAD protein signal transduction. Gene Ontology annotation, molecular function: growth factor activity; cytokine activity. Lineage: Eukaryota; Metazoa; Chordata; Mammalia; Artiodactyla; Cervidae. Gene Ontology annotation, cellular component: extracellular region. The transcript is spliced from 7 exons.
UGUGCUUACAUUACUCUUUAGAUCUCCCUUGAAGAGGGCUGGUAUAUUUGUGUCUGCUGGAGGUGGAAUUAACACUAAGAAGGAGAAAGAGAGUGAAGGGACUUACAGGAAGGUUUGCAAGUAAAUUCAGGAAAACACAUUGACUUGAAUAGUACAACCUUGAGUCUUGUUUUACACUAAGACGACACAAAAGAUGUUAAAGUUAUCACCAAGCUGCCGGACAAAUAUAUAUUCCAACACCAAGGUGCAGAUCAGCAUAGAUCUGUGAUUCAGAAAUCAGGAUUUAUCUUGGAAAGAGCUCAAGGGUUGAGAAGAACUCAAGAGCAAGUGAAGAUCACUGUGGGAACUACAGUUUAUUAGAAGAUCAACUUUCGUUCAUUCCAAUACCAAAGGCCUGAUUAUCAUAUAUUGAUAUAGGAAUGCAUAGGUCAUCUGAUCAAAUAAUAUUAGCCGCCUUCUGCUCCAUCCAUGCAGCAAAAGCUCUUAACAACUGUGGAUAAUUGGAAAUUCGAGUUUCAGCUUUCUUAGAAAUAACUACUCUUGACAUAUUUCAAAAUACUGAAAAUAGAGCAGGAAAAUCAGUGAGGAUGUGUGUUCAGAAAUGUCACUCUCACUUCAGAAAUGAAGAAUAGGUAAACUUGUUUUUCAGCUACUGGGAAAAUAUACCUCCUAAGAACUUAGAAUUUUUUUUUUUUUUCUUUCUGGUAAGAGGACAAGAAGGACUAAAAAUAUCAACUUUUGCUUUUGGACAAAAAUGCAUCUGACUGUAUUUUUACUUAGGGGUGUUGUGGGUUUCCUCUGGAGCUGCUGGGUUCUAGUGGGUUCUGCGAAAGGAAGUUUGGGAGACAAUCAUGUUCACUCCAGUUUUAUUUAUAGAAGACUACGGAACCACGAAAGACGGGAAAUACAGAGGGAAAUUCUCUCUAUCUUGGGUUUGCCUCACAGACCCAGACCAUUUUCACCUGGAAAACAAGCUUCCUCUGCACCUCUUUUUAUGCUGGACCUGUACAACGCCAUGGCCAGUGAGGAGAACCCCGAGGAGUUGGAGUACUCCGCGAGGGCGCCCCUGGCAGCAGACUCCCGGGGAGCCAGGAAGGGCUCCCCAGCCUCUCCCAAUGGGUACCCUCGCCGCAUCCAGCUGUCUCGAGCGUCUCCCCUGACCACCCAGAGUCCUCCGCUAGCCAGCCUACAUGAUGCCAACUUUCUGAAUGAUGCUGACAUGGUCAUGAGCUUUGUCAAUUUAGUUGAAAGAGACAAAGAUUUUUCGCACCAGCGAAGGCAUUACAAAGAAUUCCGGUUCGAUCUUACGCAGAUUCCUCACGGAGAAGCAGUGACGGCAGCAGAAUUCCGGAUAUACAAGGAUCGGAGCAACGGCCGGUUUGAAAACGAAACGAUUAAGAUUAGCAUAUAUCAGAUCAUCAAGGAAUAUGCAAAUAGGGAUGCAGAUCUAUUCUUGUUAGACACAAGGAAGACCCAAGCUCUCGAUGUGGGUUGGCUUGUCUUUGAUAUCACUGUGACCAGCAAUCAUUGGGUGAUUAAUCCACAGAACAAUUUGGGCUUACAGCUUUGUGCAGAAACAGGAGAUGGUCACAGCAUCAACGUGAAGUCGGCCGGCCUCGUGGGACGACAUGGGCCUCAGUCAAAACAGCCAUUCAUGGUGGCCUUCUUCAAGGCGAGCGAGGUGCUUCUCCGGUCUGUGAGAGCAGCCAACAAGCGAAAAAAUCAAAACCGGAAUAAAUCCAGCUCUCCUCAGGACUCCUCCAGAGUGUCCAGUGUCGGAGAUUAUAACACCAGUGAACAAAAACAAGCCUGUAAAAAGCAUGAACUCUAUGUGAGUUUCCGGGAUCUGGGGUGGCAGGACUGGAUUAUAGCGCCAGAAGGCUAUGCUGCAUUUUAUUGUGAUGGAGAGUGUUCUUUUCCACUCAAUGCUCAUAUGAAUGCUACCAACCAUGCCAUAGUUCAGACUCUGGUUCACCUGAUGUUUCCUGAUCACGUACCAAAGCCGUGUUGCGCGCCAACCAAAUUGAACGCCAUCUCUGUGUUGUACUUUGAUGACAGCUCCAACGUUAUUUUGAAAAAGUACAGAAAUAUGGUCGUGCGUUCGUGUGGUUGCCACUAAUAGUGCAUAAUAAUGGUAAUAAGAAAAAGAUCUGUAUUAAGGUUUAUGACUACAAUAAAAACUAUCCUUUCAGAUAAAAGGGGAAUUUAAUAAAAUUAGUCUGGCUCAUUUCAUCUCUCUAAUCUAUGUACAAGAGCAUGUAUAUAGUCACUUUUAUUUAUUUAAAGGUAUAUAUUCUCCUUUGUGGAUGCCUUUGCAGUAAAAUGUAUUUUAGUUCACUUCAUUAUGCAAAAAAUUGCCCAUUCUAAUUUUUCAUAGGCUAUGCUGAAUCCAAUUCAAUUUCACUUCAAUAUUUUUAAUGUAAUUUUUAUACAAUUUUCUGAAAUUAGACAGAACUCCUUUGACUGUUAAGUAUUGUUGAAGGAAGCUGAAUGCAUUUGGUUAUGCUGUGCCAAUGUAAACUGAUAGGAUAUUUAUUGAUAUUUAGAAUGAGACUUAAAAAAAUAACCACCCAAAACAAAAAUGCUUGGAGGAACACAAUUUUUCUUUGAGAGUUUCUGCUUCAUUAGAUAAAGUGAAAUGUUGAGCUGGCUUUGAGUAAAUAAACGGGAGCAGAACACAGAAGCUGAAAGAUUGCACGUAAUUGUUGUAACUGUUUGCUUGAACAGAAUUGGUUUAACUGUAGGAAAGCGUUUCUUCUUGGCUCACCGGUUGUAGAUUUUGCAAAGAGCUCAAAGCUUCAGGAAUUCUGUGGAGACAGACUUGAGCCUGUGUCCAUAAUUUUCCAAGUUAACACUAAAAAAGCGUAGUACAACCUUCUUACCUCAAAUAAAUCAUGUCUGCCUAUUAUCUAGAACACUACUGCUGCAGUUUUUGUGGGUUUUUUUUCAGAUUUAAAAACAGUCCAAAAUAAAGAAACAUUUACACGUGCUCCCCUUCCCUCCCCACAGAUGAGAGUCACUGCAUGCAUAAAAUAUACCCGAGCAAAGCGGCCGACAGAGCCGUUUUCUGUAGCUCUCUUUUAUAACUGAGUUUGCUGAUUGAUGUGAUGCAAGGGAUUUUAUUUAGGGUAAAAGCACUGAAACUCAACUGGAGGAAAUUACCCCAAAUCCCAGAAUGGCUUUGACAGAAUUGCCAUUUCGAAAGAACAGCUGAAAUCCAUUUUUCAUAUCUUGGAGAAUGAGCUCAUUGAAAACCUUAUUUUGGAGGGGGAUUUUUGUAAACCUUCCUCCAAGCACAAAUAAUUCCAAGUGGGAAGGUUCUGUUGUAUGUAUGUGCAUGUGUGUUCUUCCCUCUGAAAUUAAUUUAUUUUCUCUCUCUGUUUCUCUCUCUCUGCCUUUUAAGGCUUGUGUUUAACCCACUGACUUUUGGAAGAAUGACAUUUAGUGGAUAAGUUGCUAUUUAUGUGGGCUCCACGGCUAGGAUUAUUUACAGUUCAUCUAAAAUACUCAUAAAGCACCAUUUAUUAAUCACCCUUUUGGACUUUCUAAGUACAACUUGUAUCAAAAAUAGCUUAAAAAUGUUAUGGGUUUGUUCAUGAUUCAGGAAUAUUGCCAUGUUGUUUUAAAAUACAGAUUGUCUUAAAGUAAAUUUGAUAAUAACUCUAUUGGGGGUACAUUAAGUAAUAUAUUUUUGAAUUAAUGGUAUACCAUUAUAAGAAUAAUAAAUGAAAGUCUAUUAUAUUAUUCUUUAAAUGUGCUGUUUAAAUAUAUUUCUAUGUUUUAAAAUAUAUUAAACAUGUGAUGCUAGUU